UUGUGUAGUAUUUUCCAAAAUAUUAACAUUAGAGAUGUCUAAACAAGUUCCAAUUAGCAGAGUCCUCACCCAAAAAUGACAAUCGUGAAAAUCCAUUUUGAGUUGCCGCGUCACCUCCUGUUCUCUUCCUUCAUAUCUUUUGUUUAAAGUUCCUAGGUCUUCAAAUCCUCUGUCUCUCUUUCUAGAAAUCUCUUUUGUCUCUCUCUAGAUUUCAGUAUCAGAAGAAACCAUGAAUAUCUUCAGGUUCGCCGGCGAUAUGACCCACUUGAUCAGUAUCGUGGUUCUUCUUCUCAAAAUUUAUGCUACAAAAUCAUGUUCCGGGAUUUCGCUUAAGACUCAGGAGCUCUACGCACUCGUGUUUCUGACUCGCUAUAUGGAUCUAUUUACGGAUUUUAUCUCCGUUUAUAACACAGUGAUGAAGCUCGUUUUCAUAGCUAGCUCUAUGGCUAUCGUCUGGUACAUGCGGGUGCACCCAAUGGUGAAGCGCACCUACGAUAAAGAGCUCGAUACGUUUCGCCAUUAUUUCCUCGUUGGGGGAUGCUUUGUUUUAGCCCUUAUUCUAAACGAGAAAUAUACAUUUCAAGAGGUAUUCUGGGCAUUUUCAAUAUACUUGGAGGCUCUUGCGAUUGUUCCCCAGUUGGUUUUGUUACAACGAAGUGGGAAUGUUGACAAUUUGACUGGGCAAUAUGUGUUCUUUCUAGGAGCCUACCGUGGCUUCUACAUCCUGAACUGGAUCUAUCGCUAUUUCACAGAGGCUCGUUUCAGUCGGUGGAUAGCCUGCGUCUCUGGUCUGAUUCAGACGGCUUUGUAUGCUGAUUUCUUCUACUACUAUUUCAUAAGCUGGAAAAACAAUGCCAGGCUUCAACUUCCGGCCUGAUCUAGAGAGGAAAUGAUUCUAGCCCAGGGUUACAUUUAAUUGAUAAUAUAAUACAAGGAAGAAAGGAAUACAGAACUCUCAAAAUCUCACUUGAUAUAGCAACCUCAACUUUGUACGUGAGAAAAAAAGAUUUAGGCUUUUCGGGUGUCUUUGCUAUCACAGUAUCCAGGCAUCUUCAAAUUUUUAGAUUAGAAAACCUAUGUUUAUUUGUGACGACAUGUGUUUGAUGUUGUAAUUCAAGUGCGAUCAUCAUCACUUUUCAAAAGCGUUGUUAGGAGGUUUUGGCUAACAAUACAGUUCAUCAAUUAGGGACACUGGAGUUUAUAUCUUACCUAUUAAAGUUAUAAGUUGUUUCAGUACAAUUUGAUUAACCAAAAUACAUUCUUCAAAAAAAAAAAAAAAAAAAAACCCAAGUACAAGUUGUGAGGACUUUUUUCUCAAACUCUUGUUACCCCCACAGACAUUACCUUUUUUUUUUUUUUUUGAGGGAAGACAUUACCAGUUUUGAUGUUGUGGAAUGUGGAAAUUUCUAAUGUUUGAAUGUGCA
This is a messenger RNA of Cannabis sativa, 1424 nucleotides long. Its product is annotated as ER lumen protein-retaining receptor A. NCBI's taxonomy places the organism in Eukaryota, Viridiplantae, Streptophyta, Magnoliopsida, Rosales, Cannabaceae. Gene Ontology annotation, biological process: endoplasmic reticulum to Golgi vesicle-mediated transport; protein retention in ER lumen. The coding region runs from base 230 to 877 and encodes 215 amino acids. The record is from RefSeq and is a predicted model, not a curated record. Gene Ontology annotation, cellular component: cis-Golgi network; endoplasmic reticulum; membrane. The transcript is spliced from 6 exons. Gene Ontology annotation, molecular function: ER lumen protein retrieval receptor activity.